UCUGUGGUUAUAAAUUAUAAUACUCUGCCUGUACUGAAAUUACAAUUUGUGUUUUUUGUAAAUAAUACGCGAACGCUGGCUCUGAUUUUAAUUAAUUUUCUUUGUAGUAUUUCUGAAAAUACAACCACCUUUUACAAAGCUAAUUGUUAUAACUAGGAAAAUAUACUCUGUAUCUCGUAAGGUAAGGAAGAUGAUUCAACCAGACUACCCCUCAGCAAUGGGUCUAUUGUCCCAUUUAAACUCUGAUGAGCUUAAAGAAAUGCUAAACGAUGAUGCAAAGUUUGAUGUAGUACUCAAAGAUGUGAAACAGAUUAAAGAUUGGGAUACAGAAAAGGAAACUAUAAUAGUUAGUAACAGAUCUAUAGCAGAAUACAACUUAAGUAAAGAACCAGAACUAGAAGGACUUAAAGCGGAUGUUCAAGAAAAAUCAGAAAUUGGAGAAAAUCUUUGUAGCCGAAUUCAGGAAUUACUUGAUGAAUAUAAAACAAAAUCAGCUGGAAUAUCACCUGAUACUACACUGGCAUUAUUACAAACAGCUGCAGCAGAAACCGAGGAACAGUCUGAAAAUAUUGCACAAGACUUCCUAACAGGCAAGAUUGAUGUUGACAAAUUUCUUGAAGACUUCGAACCAAUUCGGAAGUCAAUGCAUUUAAGGAAAUUUAAAGCAGAAAAGAUGAGUGACUUACUGCGGUCUGGUCAGAGUUCUUAUGGUAAUGAUGUAUCAAAACCUUAUCUGCCAUAUCCAAGCUAUGGUACACAUGGUGUACCAAGUGUCCCUUAUCCAAUGGGUCCCUUAAACAUGCCUAUGCCUGGUAUGUAUGGUAAUCAUUUUUAAAGUGACUCUGUUCAGUAUAACUGCAGCUACAAACUAUGCAGUAUCAGAUUAUCUAAAAAAAGAAAACCAUGUGGCCAUAUUUAUUUAAAAAUUAAUACACUGUUUAAAUGCUUCUGAGUGAAUACAUAAUUUUCUAAUUGUCAUGAAUUUUUAAAUUAGAAUGCACUCUAUUCUUUAUUAGCAAAAUCUAGAUUUAUGUCAACUGUUUCCAGCUCAAGUAAUACAGUGUAAACGCAUUUUAUAACAGCUG
This is a messenger RNA of Pieris napi, 1085 nucleotides long. It is a transcript of the gene Vps37B, whose product is annotated as vacuolar protein sorting-associated protein 37B. The transcript is spliced from 3 exons. The record is from RefSeq and is a predicted model, not a curated record. Gene Ontology annotation, cellular component: ESCRT I complex. Lineage: Eukaryota; Metazoa; Arthropoda; Insecta; Lepidoptera; Pieridae. The coding region runs from base 191 to 835 and encodes 214 amino acids. Gene Ontology annotation, biological process: protein targeting to vacuole; ubiquitin-dependent protein catabolic process via the multivesicular body sorting pathway; protein targeting to membrane.